UCAGCAGUGGCUUCCCUGGGUGGGCGGCUGUAGGGCACUCGGGAGCAACGCGCGCCACGAGCACCAGCAGCAGCAGCAGCAGCAGCAGCUAUGGGCAAGGACGACCCGGAGACCGCAGCAUUGAAGCAGGAGCUGGAGGAGCUGAUCAACAAGUGUAAGGAUGACCAGAAGAAGAUGCAGGACACGAGCAUCCAGGACGUGUGCGGCAGCGCGACCGAUGCGCCCAAGGUGAAGAUGAGCACGAAGAAGAUGCUCAAGGGCCAUAUCAACAAGGUGAACUCGGUGCACUUCAGCGGCGAUAGCCGGCACUGCGUGACGGGUAGCCUCGACGGCAAGCUCAUCAUCUGGGACACGUGGACGGGCAACAAGGUGCAGGUGAUUCCGCUGCGCUCCGCCUGGGUAAUGUCCGUGGCGUUCGCGCAGUCGGGCAACUUCGUGGCCUGCGGCGGCAUGGACAACAUGUGCACGGUUUACGACGUGAACAACCGCGACGCCACGGGCUCGGCCAAGAUCACGCGCGAGCUGCUCGGCUACGAGGGCUUCCUGUCCUCCUGCCGUUUCCUCGACGACGGCCACAUCAUCACCGGCUCCGGCGACAUGAAGAUCUGCAUCUGGGACCUCGAGGCCUACAAGAAGACCACCGACUUCGCCGCGCACGCCGGCGACGUGGUCAGCAUCAGCCUGGGCCCCGACGGCAACACCUACCUCACCGGCUCGGUCGACCGCACCUGCAAGCUCUGGGACCUGCGCGAGGAGGUCGCGCAUCAGACCUUUUUCGGCCACGAGGCUGACGUCAACUCCGUCUGUUUUCAUCCCAACGGCAACAACUUCGUCACUGCUUCCGAAGAUAAGACGGCUCGGCUCUGGGACCUGCGCGCCGACCAGCAGAUCGCCUCCUUCAAGCCGCCCAACUCCAACCCCGGCUUCACCUCCACGCAGCUCUCUCUCAGCGGUAGGUUCAUCUUCUGUGCCACCGACGAGAAGGACAUCCACAUCUGGGACACCCUCAAGCAGCAGUACAACGGCUCGCUGUCUGGCCACGACAACCGAGUCACCUGCAUCUCCAUGGCCGGCAACGGCAUGGCCUUGGUCAGCACCUCUUGGGAUCAGAACUGCCGAGUCUGGGUCUGAGCUUGCGAUUUUCAGCCACUUUGCCGUCUUGCUUCGUUUACCACUUUCACACUCCUUACUUGUUUUAAUAUUCUAAUGUUGUUGUUCACUUAUUUCUCGAGCAAACAAUUAUCUGUAAAUUUUACUUUUCUUGAGCUGUUCGAUUCUCAUUGAUCUGUCUGUACUCGAUCAGUGCUUGUUUUUGAGGCUUUGAAGAAAUAAAUGUUUUAUCUUUUAUUAA
Messenger RNA from Phymastichus coffea, 1351 nucleotides. It is a transcript of the gene Gbeta76C, whose product is annotated as guanine nucleotide-binding protein subunit beta-2. Gene Ontology annotation, molecular function: protein binding; signaling receptor complex adaptor activity. Lineage: Eukaryota; Metazoa; Arthropoda; Insecta; Hymenoptera; Eulophidae. Gene Ontology annotation, cellular component: cytoplasm; heterotrimeric G-protein complex. Gene Ontology annotation, biological process: G protein-coupled receptor signaling pathway. The transcript is spliced from 4 exons. Bases 91 to 1131 code for a protein of 346 amino acids. The record is from RefSeq and is a predicted model, not a curated record.